AUGAGCAAAAUCACCAAGCCCAAGAGCGCCCUGAAGGGCUCCAAAUCCGACAAGAAGCAGGUCAAGAUGGCCGCGGAGGCCGUGGAGAAAAUUGUGGCCGAAAAGCCCGUCGAGGAGACCCCAGCCGACCUGUCCAAGACGAUUGUGAGCACCUCCUCUUCCACGUCGUCAGUUGAUCCUGCUUUUCGAAUCGUGACAGGUUCCUACGAACACAAUCUCUUUUGUGUUUCUCUCCUGCUGGGCACCUCGCCUGUUUUUUCGCCCAUUUUCCAUUUUACUCCUCACAUUCAGUCCAUCAAGUGUCUGGCCACCUCUGGACGGUAUCUUGUGUCCGGAUCGGCUGACGAGAACAUUCGAAUCUACGAUCUUCAGAAGCGAAAAGAGCUCGGCACACUGACCCAUCACUCGGGAACCAUCACUGCUCUCGAGUUCUACAAGAGAAAGUGGCUGUUGACUGCCGGAGAAGACGGAAAGAUCUUUGUGCUGCGAACCAAGGACUGGGAGGUGCUGGCAGAGCUCAAGGGACACGCUCGAGCCGCCGUGGGCAAGGCCAAGGUCGGUGUUGUCGACAUUUCUGUUCACCCCACCGGCCGACUGGCUCUGUCGGUUGGACAGGACCGAAAGCUGAUUCUGUGGAACCUCAUGACCGCCAAGAAGGCCUCUGUCAUGGCUUGCUACCCCGACGUGCUCAAGGUGGCGUGGAACCUGGCUGGAGAUCGUUACGCAGUUACCUACACCACGUCCAUCUCCUUCUUUUCGCCCGAGACCGGCAAACUCAUUGGAGCCAUCAGAUCGCCCAAGGAUGGUCUGUACCACUCCGAGUACGUGUCCAUCGACGGAAAGGAAUAUUUUGCCUUCUCCAACUCGCGAGGCGUGAUCCGGUUUGUGGACACCAACGAGUUCGAGGGCAAGACCAACGACACAAAGAACGAGUUCAAGACGGAGGACGAAGACAUUGAUACCAUCUCCUUCAAGGUCCAGCCCCACGCUACCCGAGUCAAGGACUUUUCCUUCCUCAUCCCCGAUAAUGUUCCCGAGGCCGAUCGACACGUCUACAUGACCUCGGUUUCCACCGACUCCAAGCUUGUCAUCACCGAUAUGAACACUCGAGAGACUGUGGGUGCCUACAACACCGGAGACCGACUUAACUGUUGUGUCAUGGUCCAGGAGGACGUGGAGAUGGAGAUUAAGAAGGCCUUGCCCAUUCCCGAGAGCGAUCACGACAUGUCUGCUUCCGAGUCUGAGGUCGAGAUGCCCCAGCCCUCCAAGAAGCAGCAGAAGAAGGCUGCCAAGGCUGCUCGAAAGAACAAAAAGGUGAAGGUGACUAUUGAGAAGGAUAACUAG
Molecule: messenger RNA, 1344 nt
Organism: Yarrowia lipolytica CLIB122
Lineage: Eukaryota; Fungi; Ascomycota; Dipodascomycetes; Dipodascales
Molecular function (GO): protein binding
Source: RefSeq, a predicted model, not a curated record